Molecule: messenger RNA, 669 nt
Organism: Paramecium sonneborni
Lineage: Eukaryota; Ciliophora; Oligohymenophorea; Peniculida; Parameciidae
Source: the annotation of a GenBank genome assembly
AUGCUAAAUUAUGAUGAUGAUUUUUUUAAUAGUAGAUAAAAGAAAGAAUUUAGAAUAAAUGCUACAAUCAUUAUCUCUAUGAUGUAAAUAACAAUUUAAGCAGUUAUUAUGGUAAUAAAUGGUAUUUCACACUUUUGUAUUUUAUAUUAUGCUGGAUCAAAACAUACUCCUGCAAUAAAAUAUCAUUAUCAUUUACAUAGAUUAUUUAAUCCAAUCUUUUUACAUGGAGGAAAUGGUCAUCUUUUAUCUAAUUUACUUAGUUAAUUAUUAUUGUGUUACUCAUAUGAAAAUAGAAAUGGAACACAAGAUUUCUUAUAACUUUAUUUUUUAGCUGGAAUAGGUGGUAAUAUAGUUAGUGCACUCUAUUUUCCAAUAGCAACAGGUGUAGGAGCAAGUGGAGCAAUUUUUGGAUUUAUGGGAUAUUUAUUAACAUAUUUGAUAAAAACAAAAUAACCUUAAGAAAAGUAUUAUGGUAUAUUAAUUGUACUUUGUAUAUAAAUACUCUUGAUAUUUGAACCACAUAGUCAUGUAGAUUAUUCAGCUCAUUUUGGAGGAUUUUUAGUAGGAAUUUUAUGGUAUUAAAAACAGAAGGCAUUAAUUGGAGUUUUGUUAUUGUUAGGAUGUGUCUGCAUUUUUAUGAUAGAUGUACCAGAUUAAAAAUACUGUUGA